UCAAAUAAAUAUUUUAAUUGAAAAUGGACCCUAAAGAAGUGUAUGGGAAUUCUUUCACAACAAGAGCUCAACCCAGGAGGAGGAUAUUUUCGUUCAAACGAAAAGAAGGGCUUCCAAUACUCAAUAAAAGUGUGAUAAAUCUUGUGAAAAUACGAAAAGGUAAAACACCUGAUAAGUACCAAUCCAACAGAAGAAUUCAACAUGUAGACUCAAACCCUCGUUAUAAACAAGUGUCUCUAAAUCAAUCCCUUGACACUAGACGUCCAAAACAGACCCUAUCAGAAAUCCCUUCCAAAAUCCAAAUAAACCAUCUCACCAUACCAAAACACCCACUCAACAUCCCCACAUCAACCAACCCCACUCGCUCCAAUCUCCAAAAACUCAUCUCCUUCUACUCUCACAAGAUCAAAACCGAGCGUAAACAAGCAGCCAAGGCUCAAAAACACAUCUCUAAAAUCCUCCAUAAAGCUGAUUACUCCACUUCUACUGAAGUAAUGAAGUCCAUGGCUGAAGUAAUAUAUUAUAACAGAGCUGUCCUGAGGAAGAAGAUACUUGACUUACCGAGGUCAGCAAGGAGAUGACAGGGAGGACAGCAGUUGGAUGAGGAUUAUAAGAGUGUGAAGAAGGUUUUUGAGAGUGUGCCCCAGAAGAAAUUGGGGGAGGGGAAGAGAUGCCAAGUUAUAAACAGCGUCAAAAGAAUAGAUGAAUAUCGAUCAAGACUAUCAAAAUCAGUCGAAGGAAUCCCAAAACCCCAAAACUCCGCAACUCCAAGAAGGAACAUCCAACCCUCUUCAAGCUACUUUGGUCCAACCUAAGUCUCC
Messenger RNA from Moneuplotes crassus, 821 nucleotides. Lineage: Eukaryota; Ciliophora; Spirotrichea; Euplotida; Euplotidae. The record is from the annotation of a GenBank genome assembly.